Molecule: messenger RNA, 3207 nt
Organism: Formica exsecta
Lineage: Eukaryota; Metazoa; Arthropoda; Insecta; Hymenoptera; Formicidae
Product: DNA helicase MCM8-like
Exons: 17
Coding region: 137-3169 (1010 amino acids)
Cellular component (GO): nucleus; MCM complex
Molecular function (GO): single-stranded DNA helicase activity; ATP binding; ATP hydrolysis activity
Source: RefSeq, a predicted model, not a curated record
UGAGAAUUACUGAGUUUUGAUGUAAAUGGAAAGCAACUAUUGUUUGAGUAUAGAAGAAAUUCGACAUUAGAAAAAAUAGAAUAACUUGUUUUUUCCUUCGUCACUAUAUAUUAAUAUAUAUUAAUUAUUUAAUAUUAUGAGUGAUAAAACAAAUUCUCAUAAAAAGAAAUGGAAAGUGAUGAAAACUUCAAAACUAAACAACGAUAUAUCACAUCAAAAUAAAACAGAUCAUAGACCCGAUAAUCUCGAUAUUGGUAGGAAUAUAGAUAUUCCAUAUUAUGGAUGGAAAUUGUUUUUUCCUGACAAAGAGUAUAAAACUAAUAGUGCUAUUACAAAACAAAUUAAAGCUAUAGAGGCAUUUAUAGAAAGACAUCAAGUAUUGUCUUCGUUGUUUACUAUGGCAAAUUUGGAAGCAGGCAUGUCUUUUGAUAUUGACAUCUGUGACCUGUAUGAGGAUAGUGAAUUUAUGAAGCAAUGGCCAAAUUUUAAGCAUGAAAUUCAUGAGAACCCAACAAACACAUUAAAUUGUAUGAAACUUAGUAUUCAUCAGAAAAUUUUGAAAACGGUGCCAGAAGAAAAUUUACAGUAUGUUUUGAAUUCUAUUAGCAGUUUACCAACAGUCAAAUUAAGUAUAUUAAAUUAUCAACCAAUCAUAUGUUUGCGAGACCUUAAGUUAAAUUAUUAUGAGCGAUUGGUAUCUACUAGAGGCUGUGUAAUAAGGGUUGGCAGAAUAAAACAUCUUAUACAGUGGAUGGUAUUUGCCUGUUCCAAAUGUCAUUUGCAAAAAUUAGUCAAACAGUCUCAGGAAAUAUACACAUUGCCAAAAAUAUGUGAUACUUGUGGCACAUCAAAGUUUUAUCCAGUCUUGGAUUCACCUUUUGUGAAAAGUAUUUUAUUCCAGAUAAUCAGAAUACAAGAAUCAUUGAAUGAUGAGCAGGAGAAUAAAGGUAAAGUGCCUAAAAUUCUUGAUGUGGAACUUAUGGAUAAUGUAGUUAAUAUUUGCAUGCCUGGGGACAAUAUAACACUUACAGGCAUUAUCAAGGUACAAGGAGUCGACGAUACAACUAAAAUACAAGUUGGGAUUCCAUUUUCAUUAUAUAUGAAAGCAAUUACAAUUAUCAAUAACAAACGUAAAUGUGAAAAUAAAAGUUCUAUGAGUAAUGAAAUGUCUUUAAAAAAUUACUUAGCUAUACAGAAUAUAUAUAAAGAACAAAAUAUUCUUGCAUUAUUAGUACAUUCGUUAUGCCCUAGUAUAUACGGCCAUGAAAUAGUCAAAGCUGGAUUGAUAUUGAGUUUAUUUGGAGGUAACGUAAAACGCGCGCAAUUACGAGAUGGCAUACAUAUUUUGUUAAUUGGAGAUCCUGGUCUUGGCAAAUCACAGAUGUUACAAGCAUGUGCUCGAAUAUCUACAAAAGGUAUAUACAUUUGUGGCAAUUCAAGUACAUCCUCCGGACUAACGGUAACACUUACAAAAGAAACCGGUUCAAAUGACUUUUCUUUAGAACCUGGUGCUUUGGUUUUAGCAGAUCAAGGUUGUUGUUGCAUCGACGAGUUUGAUAAAAUGUGUUCUCAGCAUCAGGCAUUAUUAGAAUCAAUGGAACAACAAAGAGUUACUGUUGCAAAAUCAGGUAUAAUAUCUUCUUUUCCUGCACGGACAUCAAUUCUCGCAGCGGCUAAUCCUAUUGGAGGGCAAUAUGACAAAAGCAAAACAGUAACUGAAAACCUAAACAUUAAUCAACCUAUUCUCUCGCGAUUUGACUUAAUUUUUUUAUUAUUGGAUAAACCAGAUAAGCACUUUGAUAGUUUGUUAUGCAAGCAUAUUAUGACAGUUCAUACCAAUUCACAUACAAGUUUCAAUCAAGAAGCUAUAGAGUUGUCUGCUAAUGACUGUUCCUUAAGAAAAAAGCUAAUGCUGCCAUUAUCUACUGAGGUUAUAUCACAGCCUAUUCUUCGAACUUAUAUUUCCUACGCACGACAAUAUGUGAAGCCAAAAUUGUCAGCCAAAGCUGCAGCUAUAUUACAGAAAUAUUAUUUAGAACUUCGAUCAAAAAAUAAACAAUUUGGAAGCAUACCUAUAUUUAAUAGACAAUUAGAAGCCAUGAUCCGUUUAACUGAGGCUAGAGCAAAACUGGAAUUACGUAUUGAAGCAACUGAGUCAGAUGCAUUAGAUGUAAUAGAUAUAUUGCAAUAUACAAUGACAGACACAUUAGAAGAUUGUGUAACAUCGAGAUUGAAUUCUGAUGGUAAAUUAACAAACAAAAAAAUUAAAACGUUUAUAAAGAUACUUGAAGAAAAACUAAAUGUGGAUAAAAAACAAAUAUUUUCAACAAAAGAAUUAAAAACAUUUGCUACGUGCAAAGGUAUUUUGAUAAAUGAUUUUGCUGUUUUAAUUUCAACACUGAACAGAGAAGAAGCAAAAAUGCCCUGUGAUGGUAAAAAUCCAAAUUGUGAUAGAAGACGCGAAUUACUAGCGCAACUGAAAUGUGUAAUCAGCUCUAUGGAUAGGAAGAAACCAUGUGAGUGGGACGAGCCACUUUGUCCACCUAUAAUAUAUUGCCCUGCAGAACUACCAUCUUGUAUUCAGUCUUUUGGAUUUGUCAAACCGUGUAAGAGUUUUGAUUUUCGCUCCAGCAUAAGGUACAGAUGUGAAUGUAUUAAAAGAAAUGGACUACAAGAUAGAUGCAUGAUGUGGGAUUGCAUGGGUAGACCAGAAUGUAUGACAAAACUGUAUCCAGUCUGUGAACCAGGUCGUGCCGCUUUAUUGAAGCUAACCGAUUUGGGUGAUACAGAGGUUGCUCUUAGAAAAUUCUAUUCAGCGGAUCAAGCUAGAGAGGCCGCUCUGGCUGCGUAUUGUAAAUUAUCUUGCGAUAAAGUUCAUCAAAAACAAAUUUUGUCAUGCAAUAACGAAGUUCUUUGCGCACCUCCAAUAUCUUGCGCAAGAAGUGACGUAUCGAAUAACAAUGAUAAUAAUUUGUGGUGUAAAUCGUUUUGCGGUGACACUUCGUCAUCAUAUCAAGUUUGCGUACCGUCAGUAUAUCCUAAUUAUAUGUUAGAAUCUUGUGGCGUAUGUUGUCCACCUCGUAAAUUAGAAGAAACUUGUUUCUCAUAUAAUUCACCACUGUAUUUGCCUUCCUAUCCACCAACUUGCUUAUCUUGUUCGACAAUUUAACUUUCAAGAUCUUUUAAUAAACUUAUUCAAUAUUUAUU